Messenger RNA from Motacilla alba alba, 2017 nucleotides. RefSeq names its product cytotoxic and regulatory T cell molecule (gene CRTAM). Bases 63 to 1556 code for a protein of 497 amino acids. Lineage: Eukaryota; Metazoa; Chordata; Aves; Passeriformes; Motacillidae. Gene Ontology annotation, molecular function: signaling receptor binding. Gene Ontology annotation, biological process: cell recognition; detection of tumor cell; positive regulation of natural killer cell mediated cytotoxicity directed against tumor cell target. The record is from RefSeq and is a predicted model, not a curated record. Gene Ontology annotation, cellular component: plasma membrane. The transcript is spliced from 9 exons.
GCUCAGCCCAGCCAAGCCCAACUCAGCAAAGCUCAGCCCAGCCGAGCCCAGCUCAGCCCAGCAUGAGCGUGCCCGGGGCGCUGCUCGCCGUGCCGCUGCUCCUGCUGCAAGGGGGGUUUCCAGGGGCUGCCGGUGACUCUGUGGCUCUGAAGGAAGGAGAAAAUCUAAUUCUUAACUGCACCUUCAGCACCCUCGGCAACAACAACUUCACCCUGCAGUGGUCAAACCCUCUGAAUUUCACCAUUUUCCUCAACGCCCAGAAGGUUUUAAGAGACCAGAGGUACAAACUGCUCCAUUACUCCAAGGAUGAAUUGUCCAUCCAGCUGUCCAACGUGACAGAGCAGGAUGAAGGAAUUUACAGCUGCAUGUACUACACCAGGCACGUCAAAACCAAGACCCAGAAUGUUGAGAUUUUGGCUGCUCCUUCCCACCCCGUGCUGGAAGUCUCCCAGGAUGAAGGAAGAGGCAUCAACCUCUCCUGCUACACCCAGGGGGGCAGACCCCAGCCCCAGAUUUCCUGGCUGUUGGACAACGGGAUCGAGCUCCCAGGUGACACCAGGCACCAGCUGGGAGCUGAUGGGAAGAAAUGGAGCACAAGGAGCACGCUGAGGAUCCUCAGCUACAGCCCCGGAGUGACGGCCAGCUGCAUCAUCCAGCACCCUGCACUCGGGGCACGGAGGCUGCUGGCAUCUUUCCCCUUCCAGGACCUUUCCAGCUCGGGCUGCAAACAAGGAACCAGACGUUCAGAGGAUGCAAAAGUUCCCAGCCCUUCAGAGAAUCCAUCAGUUUCCAGUUCUCCAGAGAAUCCAGCAGGUACCAGCCCCUCUGCAUCCCCAGAGAUUUCAGAAGUUUCCAGCCCCUCUGCAUCCCCAGAGAAUCCAGAAAUUUCCAGCCCCUCUGCAUCCCCAGAGACUCCAGAAUUUUCCAGCCCCUCUGCAUCUCCAGAGAAUCCAGAAGUUUCCAGCCCCUCUGCAUCCCCAGAGAAUCCAGAUAUUUGCAACCCUUCUGCAUCCCCAGAGAAUCCAGCAGUUUCCAGCCCCUCUGCAUCCCCAGAGAAUCCAGCAGUUUCCAGCCCCUCUGCAUCCCCAGAGAACCCAGCAGUUCCCAGCUCAGCACCAGCCCAGCCAAACCUCACAGAUGUCACACUGAACGAGCGAGAUCCCAAAUCCAAAGGACUCCUGAGGAAGGAGAAGAAUCUCCUGCUGCCCUUCCUGGUGGCUGCUCUGAUCCUGGUGCUGCUCAUCAUUGUCCUGCUGUUCAUGGUGAAGCUGAAGAAAGCGCACGGCGUGUGGAGGAGAGAAAAUGAUGCUUCAGAACAGACACUGGAGAGUUAUAAAUCCAGAUCUAACGAAGACAGUCCGGGCCAUGAGAAGAAUGGACAAGCUGGAAAUCCCAAACCCAACCUGCACUAUGUAACGGAAGGACACAUGGAAACCCCAGAGAAGAACAUGGAAACCCCAGAGAAGAAUCUGGAAACCCCAGAGAAGAACCUAAGUGACAAAAUCACAGCAAUAAAUGGGGAAAUGUCCCCGUGUGGAAGGGAGACAGAUGUGUAACGGUGCAGGGAACUGCAAUUUCCUGAUGUUUGUGUGAAAGCCUUCAGGGAUCUUGAUGUGAAGGAGCAGGAGGGACAGGGAGCUCCAUCCCAAAGCCACCUGGGGGUGCUUUAGUCACCCAGCAGGGCAGGGAGCUGGGGCUGGUGCUGCUGGAGACCUGGCCUGGGUCACCUGAACCUUGAGAGCAUGGCAGGAACCUCUGCCACCAGCAGCUCAGAACCUCAGGUGCCCCUGGAAGCCUGCCUGAGCCACCUGGAACCUUGAGAGCAUCUCAUGAACCUCUGCCACCAGCAGCUCAGUGCCUCAGGUGCUGCUGGAAACCUGGCCUGAGCCACCUGAACCUUGAGAGCAUUUCACAAACCUCUGCCUUGAAGAGCUCAGCACCUGAGGUGCUGCUGGAAACCUGGCCUGGGUCACCUGAACCUUCAGAACAUCUCAUGAACCUCUGCCACCAGCAGCUC